This is a messenger RNA of Cryptomeria japonica (Japanese cedar), 936 nucleotides long. Its product is annotated as methylesterase 1. The record is from RefSeq and is a predicted model, not a curated record. The transcript is spliced from 3 exons. Gene Ontology annotation, molecular function: methyl salicylate esterase activity; methyl indole-3-acetate esterase activity; methyl jasmonate esterase activity. Lineage: Eukaryota; Viridiplantae; Streptophyta; Pinopsida; Cupressales; Cupressaceae. Gene Ontology annotation, biological process: salicylic acid metabolic process; jasmonic acid metabolic process. Bases 67 to 837 code for a protein of 256 amino acids.
AUUUCUGUUCCUCUUUCCUUGUAAUCAACUCUUGUGCAAGUAUCAAUUCAUUGAAGAAAAUCAUUGAUGGAGGCAAAGGCAAAGGGAGGGGCACACUUUGUGCUGGUUCAUGGAGGAUGUCAUGGAGCCUGGUGUUGGUAUAAACUCCUCCCUCUCCUCAGAAAUGCAGGCCAUGAUGCCACUGCAAUAGAUCUUGCUUCCUGUGGAAUUCACUCACUGGAAGCCCAUCAAAUUCAAACAUGGUCUGACAUAAAUCAACCCCUUAUCCAAUUGUUCAACUCUCUUUCUCCCCACCAAAAAGUAAUAUUGGUGGGUCACAGUAUUGGAGGUAUGAAUUUGACCUCAAUGAUGGAACAAUUUCCAGACAAGAUCACAGCUGCUGUGUUUUUGACAGCAUUCAUGCCUCUCACUGGGAGUUCUAUCAUGGAUAUGAUAAAUGAGCUGAACCUAAGAAUUCAAUCAUGGGGAGACACAGAAUUUACAAUGGGAGAGAAUGGCAUCCCAAUAUCCUUAAAGUUUGGCCCUAAUUUCUCAAGGCAAAUGUUGUACCAAAAUAGCCCAACUGAGGAUAUUGAGCUGGGGAAGUUGCUUAUGAGGAAGUCUCCUAUAAUCCAAGGAGAGGUGGUGUUUAGUGAGGAGAGAUAUGGAAGAGUCCCCAGAGUUUAUGUGGUGGCCAAGGAUGAUAAAAUCAUUUGGGAAGAGUUGCAGAAGAAAAUGAUAGCUGAAAAUCCUCCUGAUAGAGUGUAUGAAAUGGAAGGCUCAGAUCACAGUCCAUUCUUUUGUUUUCCUUCUCGUUUGGCCGAGAUUUUGGAUGAGAUUUCAAGUAGCUAUCACUGAAUUUUUAAUUAUAAUGUGUGGGUGAAGGCCAAAGAAAAAAGUGUGUUUCUUGAGUCUAUUUUGCAGAGAUACCUAUCUAUUAAUCAUAGAUUACUUCAA